GUUACUGCAGCCGCGGUGUUGUGCUGUGGGGAAGGGAGAAGGAUUUGUAAACCCCGGAGCGAGGUUCUGCUUACCCGAGGCCGCUGCUGUGCGGAGACCCCCGGGUGAAGCCACCGUCAUCAUGUCUGACCAGGAGGCAAAACCUUCAACUGAGGACUUGGGGGAUAAGAAGGAAGGUGAAUAUAUUAAACUCAAAGUCAUUGGACAGGAUAGCAGUGAGAUUCACUUCAAAGUGAAAAUGACAACACAUCUCAAGAAACUCAAAGAAUCAUACUGUCAAAGACAGGGCGUUCCAAUGAAUUCACUCAGGUUUCUCUUUGAGGGUCAGAGAAUUGCUGAUAAUCAUACUCCAAAAGAACUGGGAAUGGAGGAAGAAGAUGUGAUUGAAGUUUAUCAGGAACAAACGGGGGGUCAUUCAACAGUUUAGAUAUUCUUUUUAUUUUUUUUCUUUUCCCUCAAUCCUUUUUUAUUUUUAAAAAUAGUUCUUUUGUAAUGUGGUGUUCAAAACGGAAUUGAAAACUGGCACCCCAUCUCUUUGAAACAUCUGGUAAUUUGAAUUCUAGUGCUCAUUAUUCAUUAUUGUUUGUUUUCAUUGUGCUGAUUUUUGGUGAUCAAGCCUCAGUCCCCUUCAUAUUACCCUCUCCUUUUUAAAAAUGACGUGUGCACAGAGAGGUCACCUUUUUCAGGACAUUGCAUUUUCAGGCUUGUGGUGAUAAAUAAGAUCGACCAAUGCAAGUGUUCAUAAUGACUUUCCAAUUGGCCCUGAUGUUCUAGCAUGUGAUUACUUCACUCCUGGACUGUGACUUUCAGUGGGAGAUGGAAGUUUUUCAGAGAACUGAACUGUGGAAAAAUGACCUUUCCUUAACUUGAAGCUACUUUUAAAAUUUGAGGGUCUGGACCAAAAGAAGAGGAAUAUCAGGUUGAAGUCAAGAUGACAGAUAAGGUGAGAGUAAUGACUAACUCCAAAGAUGGCUUCACUGAAGAAAAGGCAUUUUAAGAUUUUUUAAAAAUCUUGUCAGAAGAUCCCAGAAAAGUUCUAAUUUUCAUUAGCAAUUAAUAAAGCUAUACAUGCAGAAAUGAAUACAACAGAACACUGCUCUUUUUGAUUUUAUUUGUACUUUUUGGCCUGGGAUAUGGGUUUUAAAUGGACAUUGUCUGUACCAGCUUCAUUAAAAUAAACAAUAUUUGUAAAAAUCGUA
Messenger RNA from Pan troglodytes (chimpanzee), 1199 nucleotides. RefSeq names its product small ubiquitin like modifier 1 (gene SUMO1). NCBI's taxonomy places the organism in Eukaryota, Metazoa, Chordata, Mammalia, Primates, Hominidae. Gene Ontology annotation, molecular function: protein binding. The transcript has 5 exons. The coding region runs from base 122 to 427 and encodes 101 amino acids. The record is from RefSeq and is a predicted model, not a curated record.